Messenger RNA from Symbiodinium natans, 7803 nucleotides. The record is from the annotation of a GenBank genome assembly. NCBI's taxonomy places the organism in Eukaryota, Dinophyceae, Suessiales, Symbiodiniaceae.
AUGAUGGAUGCGCUAGAUGCCUCCGAGCUCGCCUAUGCCACCUACGGUGUUCUGACGCCAUACCUUGCUGGUCCCCCUGUCGCCGGCAGUCCAGGCGAUCGCAAUGCCAAGGUUCUCUGCUGCCCUGUCAUGCAAAGGCCCGGAGGUAUGCUCCUGGCACUGCCUGCCAACAGCGUGCCCCCAAACCUGCUUCUUGCAGGAGAGGACGCGGAUCCGACAACCUUGCAUGGACCUUCGACCGUUUUGGAUGUCCCAGCCGUCGAGGAGACCGAGGAGGGCGAGGAGCAGCCUGCCGGUGCUUCUCUCCCUAUCUUGCUUGUGGACGUUUCCGACAUGGCUGCGAGCCACCUUUCAGUGUACGAGCCUCUGGUGGACACUGGCGUGACACCUUUCGACCCAGAGCACCCUGGCAGGUUUCCCAACGUCGAGGCUUUGCUGGGUUUAGCUCGGGCUUGGCUGCACACCGCAGAUGCCGAAAGAAUGGGGUUUUACACGGCUCCGGAAGAAGAGCAGGUCGAGGAGGUGCCACGCAAUCCUCCAGCAGGCCCAAAGGCGGCUGCCAAGGCCCCCAAGACGAAGAAGCCUACCACGGCACAGCUGGCUUCUCAGCUCUCCUCCCUUCUAGAAGUCAUGCCCAAACUGGCCAGCCAGCUUGGCUCUCUGACAGAACGCCAGCAGGCUCUAGAAGAGCAGGUUCAGGCCAAUCAGGUUCCAGCAGCCCCGGUCAACCGGGCCACUCCCAUGCAGCCCCCGCCUGCGCAUCGCAUGCCUUUCCUUUUGCCAGCAGCAAACAAGGCCAGCCCCGACACCGCAUCAGCCUUUGCCGCUUGCUUCGGGCCCCCGCCAAAGGUCCGUGCAACUCAGCUUCUGGACCCUCCUCCUGCCCCGACGGUGGGACUGCCCGAGGAUGGGAGCGAGGUGCUAGAGGGUGCUGGGCUUGGAGCCUCCCUGGCUCAACAGAGCAACGCCCUGACUCUCCUGGUCAACCACUUGAUCAGCCAGGCCUCGGAGAACUCAGGAGACUUCGGCGGAGGAGGCCAGGGGUCAUCGGCCCUCUCUACAAAAGGCUCGGCAAAGCGCGAGAAGCUACAGGCGGAACUCGCGACCUAUUCAGGCAACUUCAUGCUGGCCGUCGCUCAGUCAGGCUUCAGGCGUAUGAACCCAACAGGGCCUUUGCCCCGGAGCCUCUCCGAGAUCCAAGGGUCGGCUGCGCCUUUCCGUUUCAGCGACUACCUGGAGCGUUAUGGAGGUUACCAACACCAGAGGGAGCUGGGGCUCAUCAUGUACAUGCUCAGCCAGGUCGCCGACCUCCUCCUGACUGGCGAGGUGGCGGGCAGUUUGGACUUGAUCUCAUUGAUGCUUGUGGCGACCGAACAGGCAGCGCAAGAUCAUGGGCGAUGGGAGGUUGCCUACACCCUUUCAUUGUUCCCGGACCCGCCUGCGCAGAUCUUUCAAGGACGAGGCACCCCAAACAAUCCUCGCCUGAGGGCGUGGGCCCCUCUCUGUCCCGCGCCGUGGGCCACGACCGCGCUGGCUUAUUUGAAAGAAGCCGACGCGAUUCUGGCAAGGAGGAACGAGGCCUCAGGGUCCGGGUCAGCGCCUCGCAGGACAGGUCAGGAGGAGGACUCGCCCAGAAAGGUGCCCUGCCCACUUGUUCGCUGUCUGCUCCUGUUAGCAGUGUGCCCUUUGCGGUCGCCCCCUCACCUGUCCGGGGCCAUGCGUGCCCGAUGCACUCAAGCAGUUUUCCUCCCUUUUGCAGCUUCGCUGGCUCGCCUCUGGUUCCGGGCCCUGAGAGCCCCCGCUUUGGUUCUGCUAUUCAUGCCUCACAUCACGCUUGCCUUGCGUCUCCCAGCCUUGUCGCUGCCGGCUCGCCUCCGGCCGUGGGUCGUGAGUGCCCACCUGUCCUGCCAUGCAACUUCUUCCACCCUGUCGCUGCUGGCUCGUCUCCAGCUGUGGGCCAUGAGUGCCUACUUGUCCACUCCUGCAAAAAUCCUGCGCCACCUGCCUCUGUCGCUGCCGGCUCGCCUCCGGCCAUGGGUCAUGAGUGCCCGGUCCAGCCAUGCAGAAAUCCAGUUCCACGCGCCCCUCCUGGACUUGUCCAUCCUGCGUUUUUCUCUGUCGCUGCCGGCUCGUCUCCGGCCGUGGGCCUUGAGUGCCCACCUGUCCUGCCCUGCAGCAAUCCAGCGCAAAGUGCACUGCUUUUCUCUGUCGCUGCCGGCUCGCCUCCGGCGGGCCAUGAGUGCCCACUUGUCCAGCCCUGCGGAGAUCCGUUUCGACGCGCCCCUCCUGGACUUGUCCCUGUCGCUGCCGGCUCGCCUCCGGCCGUGGGCCCUGAGUGCCCGCCUGUCCUGCCCUGCAGCAAUCCAGCGCAAAGUGCACUACUUUUCUCUGUCGCUGCCGGCUCGCCUCCGGCGGGCCAUGAGUGCCCACUUGUCCAGCCCUGCAGAGAUCCGUUUCGAUGCGCCCCUCCUGGACUUGUCCCUGUCGCUGCCGGCUCGCCUCCGGCCGUGGGCCCUGAGUGCCCACUUGUCCUGCCCUGCAGCAAACCAGGUCAAAGCGAACUGUUUUUCUCUGUCGCGGCCGGCUCGCCUCCGGCGGGCCAUGAGUGCCCACUUCUCCACAGUGCCCCGCCUGGACUUGUCCCUGUCGCAGCCUGCUCGCUUCCGGCCCUGGGCGCUGAGUGCCCUCUUGCCCCACUGCCUUCUAGCCCUGACGACGUCGGCUCAUCGUUCUCUUUUGCUGCCGACUCGUCCCUGGCUUCAAGCGCUUCUUCUGGCACUCAAUGCCCCAAAUCCCAGCAAAGGUCUGCUGUCCUGGCUGCAGCAGGACCAUGGCCCUACGGCAGGCUGCCUUUCUUUUCGACGGUGGUCGCUCUCUUUUGCUUUUCGGAUUAUCCGGACGAGGACCCCCUUCGCGGCCUUCCUGUCCUCCAUUUUGCACCUGCACCAGGAUGGCUCGAUGCCUCCUGCCAAGUCUCUGUUCCCGCUGCCUCUGCCCUACAAAGGAGUAUUCAGGCAACCGGACCCGCGCAUGAACUCCCGCGCCCGCGGACGCCUGGGCAUCCAACGAGUUGUUUUCGUGACCGUUGCGGCCCUCGACUACCUUCAUGCCGGCUGCUCUUUCGUGCCAAGAGCGGCCCUGCGGAGGCCGCCCAAUGCUGCUCAGACCAAUGCUCUGCGGUACAUUGAGAGGCUUGUCAGAGCUUGCGGUGCCAUCCCGCCUGUCAAUGUGCCGGCGGCGUCGCGCCGAUCAGCUCAAUUAAUUGCACGGCUUGGUGAAGUCUCAAGUUUCCUCACCAAAAUGGGCCCUUCUUUUGAUCCAUACGGGCCCGCUUUUCCGGGAGUGACCCAAACCUCUGAGGAGAAGGAAGCGGCCCUUUCUCCUUAUCGGUCGCUCCAGGUCGAGCGCCUUAAACUCAGUGGCCAGGGCAAUUGGGAUCCAUCGCCCUACCUUGAUCCUUCAUUGUACCUGGCUUUCAGGGAGCCGAACAGUCUGGUCUUGGAGGAGGUGGCCCCGCCAGGCCGGGCAGACGUCCCCCUCCUGAACCAAGAGAAGGUGCCUGAACUUGAGAAGGUCGCGCUGCUAUGGGAUGCUCGACGCCUGCUCGUUCUGCACGACGCUGGACCUCCUCUGUCCCGGCCCUACGAGGGCGUACGCCUGUUCAAUGCACUGAAAAACGAAACGACUGACAGACAGAUAGCGGACAGGCGCGGCCGCAACUGGGUCGAAGGGUCCAUCCCGGGUCCCUCUCGACAUAUUCCGACUGGAGUCGCCUUGACGGGGCUUUAUGUUUCGCCUUCCACCCAUCGGUUGUCCAUUAACAUCUCAGACAGGCGAGAUUUUUACCACCAGCUGAGGGUCCCUUUGCGACGAUCCCGUCGAAAUAUUUUGGUUCCCCCGCUCCCGACUUCGCGUCUUCGCGAGACGUGGGCUUACCAGGAAUUCUUGCAAAGGUCCGGGCCCCAAGUUCGCGAGCCUGCAGAGGCCAACCACGCUUCCCGGCCCGACCAUCUAUACCUUGGGUUUGGCGCUGUACUUCAGGGGGAUUCUUUAGGAGUAGAGUACGCGACAUCCUCUCACUCUAAUUUCCUGUCCAGCCAUGGUUUGUUGGGUGACGACACUCGAGUCCUCGGAUCAUCCUUGUUUCCUCCAGGUGGCAGAGACGGCCUCAUUGAAGGCCUCGUCAUCGACGAUUAUUACAGCAUCGCGCAGAAGCCUCAUGGUUCCGUGGAGCCUUGUUCGGCCGAGCUGGCUGCUGCUAAAGCCAAGGAGGCCUACGCUGACAGCGGUAUCCUCGGAUCUCCUGAAAAGGACAUCAACGACGCCCCAGUGGCUUCCUGCACUGGGGCUGAGGUAGACACUUCACCUUCUACCAUUGCCCUUGGAUUAGGUCUGGUAGGACCCUCCCGUGCCAAGAGGGUCUCGCUUGCGGCGGUUACCCUUGAGGUCGCUAGGCUCGAGGCCACUUCUGACCACUUGCACCUUUGCCUGCUUGGCGCUUGGACUUCGGGAUUGCUCUACCGUAGACCCCUAAUGUCGGUGCUUGAUAGAUGCUACAAGCUCAUUGAUGCUUCUCAAGUUGAGCCCGACCAGGUCAAGGUUGUACCCCUGCCGAGGACCACCGCGGAUGAGCUUGUGCUGCUUGCCGCGCUCACUCAUAUCUUGACAGCCGACAUCUCUGCGCCAUGGCUGUCUUGCCUCUUUGCCACCGACUCCUCCGACGAUAAAGGGGCAAUCGUCCAGACCAGUCUGCCUGAGCACGUGUCCCGUUUGCUUUGGCACUCGACCCAGGGUACAGCCAGUUCUGCCAGGCUCCUUUCCAGAGAACGGGUUGCCCUGCGUCGUGUUGACGAAAUGUUUGAGGAGUUGCCGGGCGACGGCGUUUUCGAGCCUCCCAAGGCUGGGCCCGCGAAGCCCCUUGCUCUCCGCUUUCAUUUCAUCGAAGUUUGUGGGGGCACUGGCAAGGUCAGUCAGUAUAUCAGAGAGUUCGGGUGGCGCACCGGGCCCCUGCUCGACAUCACUAUCUCGCCCGAGUAUGACUUUACUUGUGUUCGAGUCCUGGAAUGGGUCCUCCAUUUAAGCACGGAGGGGCUCGUUGAUGCUGUGUUUGUCCGACCGCCCAGCGCCACUUUCUCAGAUGCGGUUCGUCCGGCCCUUCGCUCCUGGGCCCAGCCGUUCGGGUUCGAUCCCUCUGAAAGGAGGACCAAGCUUGGCACUGUCCUCGCUCUCAGAAGCCUAACUGUCCUCAAGGCCUGCCACGACCACGGUAUAGCCUCUGCCUUGGAACAGCCUCGAAAUUCGAAGAUGAUUCGACUGCCCUCUUGGAAGGCUGUUGCCGCCCUGCCUGGCGCCUCUGAGAUCUUCACUGUCGGCUGUGCUUUUGGAACGGCUUGCAUGAAACCUUGGCGCUUCCUUGCUGUUGCGUGCGACCUGUCCUCCCUCACGAGGUGCUGCAGCAAGGACCACACGCAUGUCCGGUCCCAAGGCCAUCAGACUACAAAGGCUUCUGCGGCAUAUCCUGAUGCCCUUGCGCUAGCCAUUGCUAAAGCUUUCUCGCGCGCCAUCUCUCUCAGGCACGCUGCCCUCGAGUCAUGCUCCCUUGAGGUCGAAGGUUUGGAAUCUCCGCUUGUAAACCAGCUUGCCCAGGCCGGCAACUGGAAGGUCGUUUCGGUUUGGACUUGGAGAAGGCCUGUCCACAUCAACCUCCUCGAGACGGCCUGCGUCUACCGGCUUUGCUGCAAGUUGGCUCGUCAAGGCCUCGUUGCUGCCAGGUUCUGCUCUUUGUGCGACUCCAACGUUGCCCGCUGUGCCAUCGCCAAAGGGCGCUCCCCAUCUGCAGGUCUCAAGAAAGGUUUGAGGAGAAUUGGAGCUGUGUGUUUGGCCUUCGGUCUGUAUCCGGCCGCUCCCUACUGCCCUACCAGACUCAUGCCAGCCGACCAUCCGACUCGCGACAAGCCCCUGCCUCCUGCACUGCCGGGCUUUAGUCUCUCCCAAUUCAGCUCUCAAGAGCUUAGGUGCCUGGCUGCCCUUCCGAAGCUCCGCCGAUGGGCCGCAGGUUGGGUACGCCUGCUUCUGCUCCUGUCUGACUUCCGCCCGGCCGGGCGCCCCGAAGACCGCUUUCGAUGUCGUUCUUUUAGAACCUUUGUGCCCUCCCCCCUUGCCUUUGACGCAACUCUUGGGUACCCUGGUGAGGGCCCUUGCUGGUUCUACUGGCUGGUGCUGCUGUGGGUUGGGUUUUCAGGGGUUCAGGGUCCUUCUGCCUUAAGCCCUUCAGUCCUGAGCCAUGGCCCACCUCCGCGAAACGCUGGUGACCUGGAACGCAUGAGGCGCAGGGCUGGAGAUCCUCUGCCCCUGGGACGGCCUGUCGAAGCAAAAACCAAGGCUCGCCGAGACCAGCUCUGGUCAAGCUUCCUAAUGUGGCUCAAAGAGAAUGACAUACCUUCUGCGCUUUUCGAGGACACUGCAGGAUAUGUCGACGUCGAUGGCAUCAAUGCUGUUCUGGUACGAUACGGUAGACAACUCUACACCAAUGGGAGGCCGUUCUCUCACUACAGCGAGUUGCUCAACAGCUUCACUGCCCGUGUGCCGAAGUUGAGGCGGUUAGUACAACCCGCGUGGGAUAUCGCUUUCUCUUGGAAACGAGCUGAACCAAUCGAACAUCAGGUUCCCUUGCCUUGGCAGGUGCUGAUCAGUUUGCUGACGCUCGCGCUAAGCUGGGGCUGGACCCAGGUAGCGGCAGUCCUUGCGUUGGCCUGGGGUGGCCUUUUGAGGAUAGGAGAGGUGCUGGCAGCACAGCGCAAGCACUUGCUUUUGCCCAUCGACUUCGGCCACACCCUUGAGUACGCUCUGCUUUCUAUAGGCGAGCCAAAGACCCGUUACAAAGCUGCGAGGCACCAAGCUGCUAGACUAGAUCAACCAGAUCUUCUCCAGGUCGUUGCUCUGGGCUUCGAGAAGCUGACGGCCGAGGACCGCUUGUGGCCGUUCUCGGGCCAGACGCUACGUAACAGGUUCCGGCAGCUUUGCAACGUUCUGGGCUUACCUUGCUCUCACAGCUCCGGCCUCCCGUGGCUGGAGCUCGCUUCGCUGCGAGCCGGAGGCGCAACCUGGCUGAUGAUGCAAUGUGAAGACUCGGAGCUGGUGCGGAGACGUGGUCGCUGGUUGACAUCACGUGUAACGGAGAUAUACGUGCAGGAAGUGUCAGCGAUACAGUUUUUGCCACGGAUGAGAUCGAUGUACGGCGGGAGCCCUGCAAGCUUGGGGACACUGGGACCGAGGCGAGAGUACACCUCUGCCUCUGGCGGCCUCGCCGCGCCGUCGUACAGCGGCACCUUCGGGGCGCGCUUCAGCUCAAAGCUCACACCCCAAGAGAAGGAAAUCAUCGACGUUGCUUUCGAGUCUUUCAAAGACGAGUCGGGGUACAUCACCACGGAGAGGCUCAAGGAAGCCUUCGAGGCCAUCGAUCAGCUGGGGGACAUUAGCGACAUUCAGAUGCUCUUGGAUAGCAUCGACCAAGACGGCGACGGUAAGAUCGACGAGGAUGAGUUCCGGCACAUCAUGACGCGGAAGUUCCUGGGCGAGGACGAUGACUCCUCGUUCGUCCAUGCCUUCGAGAUGUUGGAUGUCAACAAGGAUGGCUACAUCCCCAUGGCCGAUCUGAGAAGUGUGCUGAUGAAGGAAGGCAGCCAGCCCCUCAGCGAACAGGAGGUCGACGAGCUCAUGAUGUUCGCCGACAUUGAAGGCGAUGGCCUCAUCGAGUACAAGAGCUUCCUGCGCUGGCUGAGCAACCCCGAUGCUUUCCGCUAG